This is a messenger RNA of Lasiosphaeria miniovina, 2055 nucleotides long. RefSeq names its product Sodium:solute symporter family-domain-containing protein. Gene Ontology annotation, cellular component: plasma membrane. The transcript has 4 exons. Lineage: Eukaryota; Fungi; Ascomycota; Sordariomycetes; Sordariales; Lasiosphaeriaceae. The record is from RefSeq and is a predicted model, not a curated record. Gene Ontology annotation, molecular function: spermidine transmembrane transporter activity; urea transmembrane transporter activity; putrescine transmembrane transporter activity. The coding region runs from base 1 to 2055 and encodes 684 amino acids. Gene Ontology annotation, biological process: spermidine transport; putrescine transport; urea transmembrane transport.
AUGGCCCUCACUCCGGCCUUGGAUCAAGGGGUCGGCUAUGGCAUCGUGCUCGGCCUCGGCGCGGCUUUCGCGCUGGGCAUGAUUCUCGUCACCUUCAUAUUGCGCCGCUACAACCGCGAGCUCCAGACGUCCGAAAUGUUCAACACGGCCGGCCGCACUGUCAAGUCCGGCCUCGUCGGGUCUGCUGUCGUCUCGUCGUGGACUUGGGCCGCCACCCUGCUCCAGAGCUCCGGUAUCUGCUACCGAUAUGGUGUUUCGGGCCCCUUUUGGUAUGCCUCUGGCGCCACCGUCCAGAUCUUGCUCUUCGCAACUCUCGCCAUUGAGCUGAAGAGGCGUGCCCCCAACGCACACACCUUUCUCGAGGUCAUCAAGGCUCGAUACGGAACCUUCCCUCACAUCGUCUUCAUGGUCUUUGGGCUCGUCACCAACAUUCUCGUGUCGCUGAUGCUUAUCGUCGGCGGCUCCGCCACUGUCAAUGCCCUGACCGGUAUGCACACGAUUGCUGCGAUCUACCUUCUCCCCGUUGGCGUUGUCGCAUACACGCUGGUCGGAGGUCUCAAGGCCACUAUUCUGACCGAUUGGAUCCAUACCUUCAUUCUCCUGAUCAUUAUUAUCUUGUUUUCCCUGACCGCCUAUUCCACGUCCGACACCCUGGGCUCCCCGAGCAAAGUGUACGACCUCUUGGUCGAUGCCGCCGCCCGCCACCCGGUCGAUGGCAACAAGGACGGGAGCUACCUGACCAUGCAAUCUCGCGAGGGAGCCAUUUUUUUCGUCAUCAACAUUGUUGGUAACUUUGGAACCGUCUUCCUGGACAACGGAUACUACAACAAGGCGAUUGCCGCCUCUCCGGUACACGCCCUUCCGGGCUACAUCCUCGGCGGCCUCUGCUGGUUUGCCAUCCCCUGGCUCACCGCCACCACUAUGGGUCUCUCUGCCCUGGCACUCGAGAGCAAUCCCAGCUUUCCCACCUAUCCCGACCGCAUGGCCGACGCCGACGUGAGCGCCGGUCUGGUACUUCCCUACGCCGCUGUCGCGCUCCUUGGCAAGGGUGGUGCCAUUGCAACUCUUCUCAUCAUCUUCAUGGCCGUCACCAGCGCCACCUCGAGCGAGUUGAUCGCCGUCAGCUCCAUUUGCACUUACGAUCUGUACCGCACCUACUUCAACCCCGCCGCUAGCGGCAAGCGCCUGAUCUAUAUGAGCCACGUCAUUGUCGUCUCGUAUGCCCUCUUCAUCGCCACCUUCUCGGUCGGCCUGUGGUAUGCCGGCAUCUCGAUGGGCUACCUCUACGUCAUGAUGGGUGUUAUUAUCUCGUCCGCCGUUCUUCCUGCGACGCUUACUCUCAUCUGGUCUGGGCAGAAUAAGUGGGCUGCAGGGCUCUCCCCCAUCAUCGGCCUCGCAGUGGCGCUCAUUGCCUGGUUGGUCACGGCAAAGAAAGAGUGCAACGACCUAGGCGUCCUGUGCACGGGCUCCAACAACCCCAUGUUGGCAGGCAAUGUCGCGGCGCUGCUGUCUCCCGUUGUCUUGGUCCCCAUCUUCACCCUAAUCUUCGGCGUGGACAAGUAUGACUGGAAGUCCAUGAUGGCGAUUCGCAAGGGCGAUGAUCACGAACUUGCCGAUGCCGCUGGCAUUGACAUCGAAGUGAUUCCUGGUGCUGUAGACGAAGACUCGGCGGCCUUUGCGGAGGAGCAGACGAAGCUGAGACGUGCGGGCAAGAUCAGCAAAACAACGACUGUCGUCAUGACCCUCAUCUUGCUCGUCCUCUGGCCCAUGCCGCUGUAUGGCUCGGGCUACAUCUUCAGCAAGCCCUUCUUUACUGGCUGGGUCGCUGUCGGUAUUAUUUGGAUCUUUGCUUCUUUCAUCGGCGUCGGCUUGUUCCCUGUUUUCGAGGGCCGCAAGACUCUCGUGCAUACUUUCAAGAGCAUUUACCUCGACCUCUCGGGCAAGAGCCACCCGAAGACGAUCCACGCGCAGCAGGCGAUUGUCGAGGAAAAGACCUCUGGCAACACGACGCCCCCAGAAAAGGUUGCGAUCAAGGAGGAGAUCUCGGCCUCGUGA